Trichosurus vulpecula (common brushtail) is the source of this 2594-nucleotide messenger RNA. RefSeq names its product frizzled class receptor 2 (gene FZD2). Gene Ontology annotation, molecular function: Wnt receptor activity; Wnt-protein binding. Gene Ontology annotation, biological process: canonical Wnt signaling pathway; non-canonical Wnt signaling pathway. NCBI's taxonomy places the organism in Eukaryota, Metazoa, Chordata, Mammalia, Diprotodontia, Phalangeridae. The coding region runs from base 207 to 1922 and encodes 571 amino acids. The record is from RefSeq and is a predicted model, not a curated record. The transcript has a single exon. Gene Ontology annotation, cellular component: plasma membrane.
CUAGCUAAGCAGCUUCAGUGGCUCAGUCUGGCUGGGGAGAGCAAGUAGGCAGGCAUCGUCCCCCCCUCCCCCGCCCCUACUCUCCAACUUUCUAAACAGAGAAAAGUUUGGAAGAGGAGGAGGCGGCCGGCGGGAGCUGUAGUGAUCCUGGGGCGAGGGGAGGGGGGGAAACCUGUGACCGAAAGUGGAGGGGGGGGGCGGCCAGCAUGCGGCCCCCCAGCGCCCUGCCCCGUCUGUUGCUGCCUCUGCUGCUGCUCCCCGCCGCCGGCCGGGCCCAGUUCCACGGGGAGAAGGGGAUCUCCAUCCCGGACCACGGCUUCUGCCAGCCCAUCUCCAUUCCGCUGUGCACGGACAUCGCAUACAACCAAACCAUCAUGCCCAACCUGCUGGGCCACACGAACCAAGAGGACGCUGGGCUCGAGGUGCACCAGUUCUACCCACUGGUGAAGGUGCAGUGUUCGCCGGAGCUGCGCUUCUUCCUGUGCUCCAUGUACGCGCCCGUGUGCACCGUCCUGGAGCAGGCCAUCCCACCGUGCCGCUCCAUUUGCGAGCGCGCCCGCCAGGGCUGCGAGGCGCUCAUGAAUAAGUUCGGCUUCCAGUGGCCCGAGCGCCUACGCUGCGAGCAUUUUCCCCGCCACGGAGCCGAGCAGAUCUGCGUGGGCCAGAAUCACUCCGAGGACGGCGGGCCGGCGCUGCUCACCACCGCCCCCCCGGGACUGCAGCCUGGAGGAGGCGGCACCCCGGGAGGCCCCGGCAGCGGCGGAGGCGGUGGUGGCGCUGGGGGAGGCUCCCCACGCUAUGCCACCUUGGAGCACCCUUUCCACUGCCCGCGGGUACUCAAAGUACCCUCCUACCUCAACUACAAGUUCUUGGGAGAGAGGGACUGCGCCGCCCCCUGCGAGCCGGCGCGCACAGACGGCUCCAUGUUCUUCUCGCAGGAGGAGACGCGUUUUGCCCGCCUGUGGAUCCUCACCUGGUCCGUGCUCUGCUGCGCUUCUACCUUCUUCACCGUCACCACCUACCUGGUGGACAUGCAGCGCUUCCGGUACCCCGAGCGGCCCAUCAUCUUCCUCUCGGGCUGCUACACGAUGGUGUCGGUGGCCUACAUCGCGGGCUUCGUGCUGCAGGAGCGGGUGGUUUGCAACGAGCGCUUCUCUGACGACGGCUACCGCACGGUGGUGCAGGGCACCAAAAAGGAGGGCUGCACCAUCCUAUUUAUGAUGCUUUACUUCUUCAGUAUGGCCAGCUCAAUCUGGUGGGUUAUCCUCUCUCUCACAUGGUUCCUAGCCGCUGGUAUGAAAUGGGGCCACGAAGCCAUAGAGGCCAACUCUCAAUACUUUCACCUGGCAGCCUGGGCUGUGCCAGCCGUGAAGACUAUCACCAUCCUGGCCAUGGGACAGAUCGACGGCGACCUGCUGAGCGGGGUCUGCUUCGUGGGACUCAACAGCUUGGACCCGCUGCGGGGCUUCGUGCUGGCGCCACUCUUCGUUUACCUGUUCAUCGGCACCUCUUUCCUGCUGGCUGGUUUUGUGUCCCUUUUCCGUAUCCGCACUAUCAUGAAACACGAUGGUACCAAGACCGAGAAGCUGGAGAGGCUCAUGGUGCGUAUCGGUGUUUUCUCCGUGCUCUACACGGUACCGGCCACCAUCGUCAUCGCCUGCUAUUUCUACGAGCAGGCGUUUCGGGAGCAUUGGGAACGCUCUUGGGUCAGUCAGCACUGCAAGAGUCUCGCCAUCCCGUGCCCGCUGCAGUACACCCCGCGCAUGUCCCCCGACUUCACCGUCUACAUGAUCAAAUACCUCAUGACCCUCAUCGUGGGCAUCACGUCGGGAUUCUGGAUCUGGUCUGGCAAGACUCUCCAUUCAUGGAGGAAGUUUUACACCCGGCUCACUAACAGCAGACACGGGGAGACUACCGUCUGAGGACACCGCACCUCCCUCCCAUCCCAUCCCUGCCCCUCUCCCCCUCUUCACCUCUCUCCAGCCCUCCCCCCCCCACCUCUGUCCUUGGGGAAAGUGCGGAUCCAGGGUGUGAGCAAGAGUGACUUUCUGACCAAGGGGUGAGAGUGGGGAGGGGGUGGGGAAGGCCCACAAACUUAUUUUAUUUUUUUAAAAUAAAUCUAAACCAUUUUUGGGUUUUUUAGGUCGUAUUUUCCCCAAAAAACUUUUUGCACCCUUCCCCCAAGGCUUGUAAUUAAAACUGUAAAUAGUCUUUGUAAAUUUAAUUAUAUAUUUUAUAUUUAAAAAGAAAAAAAAGGAAAAAAAAGACCAGCGAGAGACACCGCAGGCUGGGUAAUUGUGGGGGGGGGCAAGGUGACCCCUUUUUUGAUACCCUCCCUUUCCCUCUAAGGUACGAAGUUUUUGGUGAUUUGGCAGGGCUGGGCCUGUCGGAGGAGCCACCAAGACUGAAUGCUGUUUUUGUUGGCUGUGAGGGAUUUCUUGCAGUUGAACUUCUGUAAAAGUCAAAUUUUGUGAGCCUUUCCCCUGACGCCCGAGCUGUGGAAGCUGUUCUGUAUUAACGGACAAGACUUGGAUGAAUAUUUUGUUCUCUCUCUCUCUCUCUCUCUCUCUCUCUCUCUCUCUCUCUCUCUCUCU